CCAUCUCUCACUCUGUGUAAUAGAGUACUAGUAUAGUAACUAGUAGCAAAGGAAGGAGAAGGAAAUGGCUUCCUCCAUGCUCUCUUCCGCGGCCGUCGCCGCCACUCCGGCACAGACCAACAGGGUGGCCGCCUUCACCGGUCUCAAAUCCGGCGCCGGCUUACCCGUCAGCAAGAAGACCAACACCGACAUCACCUCCAUUGCUAGCAAUGGUGGCAGAGUAAGCUGCAUGCUGGUGUGGCCCACAGUGGGCAAAAAGAAGUUUGAGACUCUCUCCUACCUCCCACCUCUCUCCAAAGAAUCUCUGCUCAAGGAAGUUGAAUACCUUCUCAGAAUGGGAUGGGUUCCUUGCUUGGAAUUCACACUUGGUAACGCAUUUGUGUACCGUGAGAACCACAAGUCACCGGGGUACUACGACGGAAGAUACUGGACAAUGUGGAAGCUGCCCAUGUUUGGAUGCACAGACGCUAUUCAGGUGGUGAAGGAGCUUGACGAGGCUGUAAAGACCAACCCUACUUCUCACGUCAGAAUCAUCGGAUUCGACAACGUUCGUCAAGUGCAGUGCAUCAGCUUCAUCGCCUACAGGCCUCCACCCCCACCCCCACCCCGCCCUUGAAUUGCCUAACCUGGUUCUGAUACCGUUUGUAUCCUCCUUCCACUUUUGUUGGGUUCAGUGUAUUUGAAUUGUACUCAUUAUUGUAAGAACGUCUUACCUUACCGUUAAUGUUUUGUGUUUUUCCGUUGUAUUAUCAUGUCGUCCUCUGUCUUGGUGUCAUGUAUUUCGGAUUUCCAUUUGAAAUUAAGGUACGAGACCUUAUGAAUAA
Prosopis cineraria is the source of this 824-nucleotide messenger RNA. RefSeq names its product ribulose bisphosphate carboxylase small subunit, chloroplastic-like. Bases 65 to 616 code for a protein of 183 amino acids. The transcript has 3 exons. NCBI's taxonomy places the organism in Eukaryota, Viridiplantae, Streptophyta, Magnoliopsida, Fabales, Fabaceae. The record is from RefSeq and is a predicted model, not a curated record.